UGGACGCCCCGCGUCGCGACGCCGGCGCGACGCCUCAGUUCCUCGCCGUCGCUGGGCACCGGAACACUCGCCAGUGGGAUAGGAGCCACCUCUCCGUCACCGCAGCCAGCCAUGGGGAUGGAGUAUUUCCAGGAGUGGUCCCGGGAGGUCAAGACUUCCUCGUCUACUACGACGACUACCAUGACAACGGCGGCGAAGUUGUACGGGAAGGAUGUGAGCGAGUAUGAACACCUGGACGUGGAUCAGCUGCUCAAUCAGUUAACCCCGGAGGAAAUAGACAUCCUAGCCAAGGAAGUGGACCCAGAUGAUCAGUUUCUGCCACCUUCUCAGCGCUGCAACUACUCCUGUGAGAAAAGUCCAACAGGCCCACUGAACCGCAAGAAGCUGAUAGAGCAUAUCAAUAAGCAGGCUCUAGAGACUCCUGACAAGCCGGAGCUGAAGCCGUACGUACCUGGCACCGUCCGUGGCAAGAAGUGGAUACCUCCACCACCUCCACAACGUGAAAUAGAUGCUGAUGAGCAGAUUGCCAUAGACCUGGGUGACGAGUAUGAAACUGCUCUCGAUAAAGCGACGCAGGAGGAAAUCAUUGAUCUUGCAGCUAUCCUGGGCUUCCACUCGAUGAUGAAUCAGGAGCAGUACCACGCGUCUCUGCUCAACAAGGACCAGCCAGUCGGUCUGGGCUGGGAUGGCAUCACGAAGGCUUCGCAGCCGAAGCCGUACCCGGCUGACCCGCCCAACCUCACAGAUCCCGACUCAACUAUUCAGCAAGUCAAGGAUGAUGACCCCACUCUUAUUGACCUCAACUGGAACAACAUUAAGAAUAUUUCUGAAGAAAAAUUUGAGCACCUUUUCAAUGCCCUGCCUGAGAACACCCAUUUGGAAACACUGAGUUUGAGCAAUGUGGGAAUGACGGACAACUCUGCUAUCAAGUUAGCAGAAGCACUCGAGCGCAACACUACUUUACGUGUCGUCAAUGUGGAAACAAACUUCAUCAGUCCACCCGUUAUUGUGAAGCUUAUUAAAUCCCUCUUGGCAACCAAAACAAUUGAGGAGUUCAGAUGCUCUAAUCAGAGGUCGCAGGUGCUGGGCAACAAGAUAGAGAUGGACAUAACGGGCCUGGUGGAGCAGAACCCGACACUUCUGCGGCUCGGCCUCCACCUGGAGUACAAUGACGCACGCCACCGCGUUGCAGCUCACCUCCAGAGGAACAUCGACAGGAUCUGUCGGCUGGGUGCUAAAGCUCAGUUCAAGAUAUCCCUGGGUCCGGGCAAGGCCCCUUUUCAGAUCGUCUCGAGAAAGUGACGAUGCAAUGCCAAAGUCCCUUCCCUUUUCAGCAACAGUCGCCUCCGUCGGAUAGGCAGAGCUUCGCGCAACUACACCAUUGGAUUCGUCACACACCACAAGAAGUCCAUCCACGAGUGAUUUGGCUACCUCCAACAGAAGUUCUGUGUGUAGUGUGUCACUUUAUGCUGCUCCAUAGGUGUUGUUGUGGACGAUAGAAACUGUGCUCUGUUUUUGUCCUCUACUCGCUAUCUGUGAAAGUUUUGUAGCUGGAAAUGGGAGGGAAAAAGUGAAAAGUGCAGAGGAGCACCAAGUUUGUAAAUGUCCUGUCAACGAAUUACAGAUAUGUUGAGCUAUUUGUUUCUUCUUUCCCCCCUUGCUUUUUGAAACAGAACACUCGAUAUUUCCUUCUUGUGUAUUUUAGGAUAUACUCCCUCCUUCUUCUUCAAAACCCUUCAUAGAACCAUUCAGUGCUAAACAGUGAAUGUUAUGUGCACAAUUUAUCAGGCUUCAGAUAGUUGUAGUAUGUAUAAAAUUUCACACUUGAUGAUAUAUGGCAACAGCAAAUGUUCAGCUGCUUGAGGUGGCCUUGAGCCCUGUAAAUUUUUUAAGUUUCUGAAUACAAUGCGUACAGAAAAAGAAUGAAAAGAAUUUCUUUGUUAUUGUUUGAGAAACUGGCAUUUUCUCCUGUUCAUAAACAUGUUUUAAGCAGUCACUAAUGGUUGUGAGGAGAAUUAGCUUUGAAGCUGGGACAAUAAUAUUUUCUGACAUGCACGUCAUACUCGAAUUACAAGAAACCGAUAGCUUUAUCAUUUUUCCGUUGUGUCAUAUAUGUUAGGCUUUUAUAGCAAUAGAUUGGAAAACUUUGUAGAUUAUAUCAGCACUGAUGUUUCCCAUUUUAAUAAAAUGAUAGAAAAUUUUCACAUCAAACAGCUGUGCCUCACAUAGAAAUGUUUUGCUAUGCACAAUUUAAACAAAAUAAUGUGAAGAAUUUUUUUACUUGCACCGCACAUUUUUUUAUGUGAAAAUAGUUCUUCGCAUUGUAUGUCCAUCGAGACCCAGUGUCACAGAGGUAGUUAUUUCUUUGGCAUUUCUAGAUGCAGUGCUUAUUGCAAAGUCGUAAUUGCAUGAAAUAGCUGUUUGUAAAGAAACUGCUUUUAUGUGACUUCUUGUAAAUUAUCUAUUGUAAGUAUUUUGUAAAGUUUUUCCCAUAUAUUAGAUCAAAUUAAAGGUCUUAAAAAACUG
Schistocerca serialis cubense is the source of this 2526-nucleotide messenger RNA. It is a transcript of the gene tmod, whose product is annotated as tropomodulin. The transcript has 10 exons. Bases 112 to 1302 code for a protein of 396 amino acids. Gene Ontology annotation, cellular component: myofibril. Gene Ontology annotation, biological process: myofibril assembly; pointed-end actin filament capping. Gene Ontology annotation, molecular function: tropomyosin binding. The record is from RefSeq and is a predicted model, not a curated record. Lineage: Eukaryota; Metazoa; Arthropoda; Insecta; Orthoptera; Acrididae.